CGCACAUGACAGGAAGUAAAUAAAGUUUCCCGCGUUUCGGAGCUGCAGAGUGGAGCUGCUUCAGAUUAUCGCUGCGAUGGACGAUCUGUAUUUAGACAACAUAGACGAAUAUGUGAACGAUCAGAAUAAGAUAGUCACAUAUAAAUGGCUCAGUCUUACUCUGGGAGUCCAUGUCAACACGGCUAAACAGAUGCUUUAUCACUACUUAGACCAGAGACGCAAGGAGAGGUCUGGAACCACACUGCAUGCCACCUACCUUGUAUCCGGAAAGUGCAGUGAGAAUGGGAGUGUGUGUCAUAAGGUGUCCGUGGUGCGUGAAGAUCAGCUUGAUGAUACGAAGUCCAAGCUGGAUAAAACCAUUAGUGUUCAUGUGUACAGUGUCCAGAAGGCUGAGCUGAAGGAUAGCGGCCCACUCUACAGUACAGACUAUGAUGCUGUGAAAGAGAACCUGAAAAACUGCAACAAGUAUAGCACUAUCCGCUGUGCAGCCGCUGUACCGCUGUCCCACACAGAGCUGCAGAAAGUCCAGGAAAAGGUUGUGGAAAAAGAAGCUACUAAACCAAGUCUGAAUGACCACACAGCAGCUGCUCCUAAACCCAGUGUAAAACAGCCUAAAGGCAUUAUGGGAAUGUUUUCCAGCAAAGCUGCUCCUAAAAGUGAGGCCUGCAACAAAGAAGUGAAAACGGAACAGAAAGAUGAGGCGUCUCCAACUGAAGGACCUAAAUCUAAGGUAUCUUCCAAAGCCAAUGCUAUGAACAACUUCUUUGGGAAAUCAGCUGACAAAAAAGUGACGACUGACAAGCCAGACAAAAACAUCAAAGAAGAGACAGAAGGAGCUCAGUCAUCAUCAGCUGCAGUGAGCAGCAAACCUUCUCAAUCCUCAUCCAAAUCCAAGCAGGAUAUAAAAGAGGAGCAGCCUAAGGAGUCUAAAGCAGUGAAGGAUGACUCCAAAGACUCACGGAGUAAAACGAAGCGUCUGGAGCAUUCGGACAGUGAGGAAGAGCGAGCGGACAGUCAGAAAAAGAAGAGACGGAGAAUAAAGAAGCCGCAGUCUGACAGCAGCGAUGAUGAGGUAAUUCCAGACUCUCCACCUGUGCCAGAAGUGCAGACUCCGAGCCCUGGAAACGAAGUGAAGAAAGAGCCUGUUUCACAUCAAGAAGCUUCAGAGGGAAGGAGGAGAAAAAGGAGACGAGUUCUGAAGGCCCGCACAUUUCUUGACGAUGAAGGCUGUAUGGUUACUGAGAAAGGCUAUGAGAGCGAAUCAUACUCCGAGAGUGAAGACGACUCCAAGACCACCAGUCAGCCCUCUGGAGAGUCCAACUCACUCAAGCAGUCACUGGGAAAAAGAGAAGAGGAGAAGACUAAAGAGAAAGGUCAGAAAAAGGCUCCUGCUGCUGCUGCCGCCGCAAAUAAAUCAACUAAGCAGUCGUCCAUCAUGGGCUUCUUCCAAAAGAAAUGAACUCAGCCGAUGCUGCAAAGCCUCGUCCAGCUGUCACUGAUGAGAAACAAUGGAGAUAUUAUAAUUCCUGCUGGAAAACCUCUUGUAUGGUCAAAUCUCUGCAGAACAUUGUAGAUGAAACUUGAUGCACUUGUACAUGUGUGCUGGACUUCAGUACAGGACCCCACCAGUAGAUGUCCCUGUAAUACCUAUCAGGGUUAUUAUUGUUCAGUGCUGAAUUAGAGCUGUAUGUCAGACGUGUAAACACUGGCAAUACAAUCACUCCUGCAUUUUUAGGCUUUGAAUAACCAUCAGUUUUUUUCAGUGUAAAAAAAAAAGACAAUAAACUGUUUUUGUUUUGUA
Molecule: messenger RNA, 1801 nt
Organism: Astyanax mexicanus (Mexican tetra)
Lineage: Eukaryota; Metazoa; Chordata; Actinopteri; Characiformes; Acestrorhamphidae
Gene: pold3
Product: polymerase (DNA-directed), delta 3, accessory subunit
Exons: 12
Coding region: 77-1459 (460 amino acids)
Biological process (GO): nucleotide-excision repair, DNA gap filling; DNA strand elongation involved in DNA replication; DNA synthesis involved in UV-damage excision repair
Cellular component (GO): delta DNA polymerase complex; nucleus
Molecular function (GO): DNA-directed DNA polymerase activity
Source: RefSeq, a predicted model, not a curated record